GGCUUAAAAAAAAUGGAUCUUUGGUUAUUGACAUUCGUGACUGGCGAAAGAUCCGAUCCUGACUGACUCACUCCCAUUCCGUCCUCAAACACUUUCACGAUGGCGCCACCUCAUUCUUUCACAGCCGUCGCCUCUUUCAUCUUCCAUUAUUGGCCAGGUACCACAACUCAAGCCCUCUGAAACCAAUAGGGAAAAAAACCUCCUACUAGAAACAGAGACAACCAAAGCGACACAAUGAAAUUCUUGACUCCCCUGUUGACACUGACAUUGGCCUUGCGAUCGGCAUCCGCCUUUGCGCCACUACCCGCAUCGGCGCGAGCGGCGACGGCCACCUUUGCCACCAAGGCAAAAGCGUAUCCCAUCAUGGCCGAAGAAGACGUCAUGUCGCAAAAGGAACACGGCACCAGUGCGCAACCCGUGCAAAAGAAAUUGCGAUGGAAUUGUGAUUUUGGAACUGCCGAUCGCAUUUGCAACUUUAAUCGACACUAUGCCGAAUUUGCCGGAUAUUGGCAAACCACCGACUUUCUCAAGAGUCUCGCGGAAGAAGAGAAACCCAUUCAAUUUUACGACUCGGUCACGGGCGCGCAGUUGUUUACGGCACCCGUGGGACGAACUAUGGAAGACUUCUUGGUCGAAUCGCAAAAACACGGAUGGCCUUCGUUCCGUGACGAAGAGGUCAACUGGGAUUACGUGCGAUGCCUCAAGGAUGGGGAAUGCGUCUCGACCACUGGAACACACCUUGGUCACAACCUCCCUGAUAAAACUGGAAACAGAUACUGCAUCAACCUCGUCAGUGUGGCAGGACAACCAGAAGAGUAAAUGAUGAAUUCUUUCUUCAUCCACCUACCUUCAUCUUAUUAUUGGACAUAGCCUAGAGUCGACAAUUUGCUGAAAGUACUACUAGCCAGCUAGUUAGUCUAAAGGUACUAUAACAAUCCAAUCCUCCCCUCUCUGCACGGUACGAUGCACCAUUAGCAGGGCUCAGGUCCAUUAUUAUUGCUUUCUGGCCUUGGUUCAAGAUAGCAUAGCAGGCCUGUGGAAGUCCAGUCAGGCACCCAUACAGCUCCACAGCUAUGAUACAUGCAGUUGAAGGUGUCAAUAUCCACCGUGCAUCUGUGCCAACCAAAUCAAUCCAGAUUUCCUGAGGUCCCGAUUGGGCUUGGCGACUCUAUCCUUUCGCAGUCGUCUACGCACG
Messenger RNA from Seminavis robusta, 1195 nucleotides. Lineage: Eukaryota; Bacillariophyta; Bacillariophyceae; Naviculales; Naviculaceae. The record is from the annotation of a GenBank genome assembly.